CCGGGGGCGGGAACAGACAAAGGUCCCAGCGGCCCGCCCUUGUCCCUCCCUCCGCCGGAGCGCCCGCCCGGCUCCUCCGACCUGCCCCGCGCGUGGCUGCCGGGACCGAGCGGCGGGCGCGCGGGUAAUCUGGAGAUUUCAAAAUGUUUGCCAAAGCAACAAGGAAUUUCCUUAGAGAAGUUGAUGCUGGCGGCAACCUGAUUGCAGUAUCAAAUUUGAAUGACUCUGAUAAAUUACAACUUCUAAGUCUUGUGACCAAAAAGAAGAGAUUCUGGUGCUGGCAACGACCCAAGUACCAGUUUUUAUCUAUCUCUCUUGGAGAUGUACUUACAAAAGACCCAUUUCUGAGUCCAGUGGUUGUGGAGUCAGACUUUGUGAAAUACGAGGGCAAGUUUGAAAACCAUGUGAGUGGGGCCAUCGAGACAGCGCUGGGCAAGGUGAAGCUGAACAUCGGGGGCAGUGGCCUCGUGGAGAGCCAGUCUUCCUUUGGAACCCUGAGGAAGCAGGAGGUGGACUUGCAGCAGCUCAUCGGAGACUCGGCUGAGAGAACAAUCGAUCUGAAAAACCCCAUUCUGCAGCAGGUGCUGGAGAGGAGGGGUGAGGUCCUGUGCAUCCUGACACAGAAGAUCGUGACGACGCAGAAGUGUGUCAUCUCUGAGCAUGUGCAGAUUGAGGAGAAGUGUGGCGGCAUGGUGGGGAUUCACACCAAGACUGUGAAGGUGUCAGCCACAGAGGAUGGCAACGUCAUCAAGGACACCAACGUGGUGUUGGAGAUCCCGGCUGCCACCACCAUCGCCUAUGGUGUCAUCGAGUUAUAUGUGAAAUUGGAUGGCCAGUUUGAAUUUUGCCUCCUCCGAGGGAAGAAUGGUGGCUUUGAGCAUGAAAGGAGAAUUGAUUCUGUCUACCUGGAUCCCCAUGUUUUCCAAGAGUUUGCAUUCGUGGACAUGCCAGAUGCUGGGCAUGGAAUGUCUUCCCAGGAUGGGCUGUUAAACAUUUUAAAACAAGCGACCCUGCUCUUGGAGAGGAAUUUUCGCCCCUUUGUGGAACUGCCAGAGUUGCAGCAGAUGGCUCUGAGCAACGCCCUCCAGGCAGUCCUGUUUGAUGAUGAAUCACUCAUGGUCCUGGAACAAGUGUGUGAGGAUGUGGUCAGAGGUCUCUCGUCCCCCCUGGCAGUGCUGGGAGAGCUGAAGCCCUCUCAAAAGCAGGAACUCACGGCCUUCCUGAGGCUGGUGGGGUGCAGUGUGGAGGGGCCUGAGGAUGCAGUCAGCAACCAGAGGCUCUUUGCAACGGCCUACUUCCUGGUCAGCGCUCUGGCAGAAAUGCCAGAUAACGCAGUGGCUGUGCUGGGCACUUGCUGUAAACUCCAGAUUAUUCCUACGCUGUGCCACUUGCUUCAGGCUUUGUCUGAUGAUGGAGUAUCUGAUCUUGAAGACCCAAGUUUGGCUCCACUGAAAGAUACAGAAAGGUUUGGGAUUGUUCAGCGCCUGUUUGCCUCAGCUGGCAUUAGCCUGGAGAGAUGCCAGUCAUCCGCGAAAGCUGUCAUCCUGAAGGAUCCUGACGUCUUCCCACUAAUUCUUUAUAUAACCCUGAAUGGACUCUGUGCUCUAAGCAGAGGGCAUUAGUAAUGUCACACAUGAAUGAGAAGUACAUGUUUUUGGCCAAGAGUAUUUUUCAGAAUUGUUAAGAUACUGCUUUGGAGUUUAAGUUAGAUGUGCAUUAAAAACUGACCACUGAAAUGAAUUGACAAAGCAGCAGUGACUUUCUGCACUGUAAGGAGCUUCUUUCAUGUCAGAGGCUGUCCUGUGCUGGUGAGCCACUCCCAGGUUAGCUUCCAGCACCUAACAGCUGAGGCCUGAGAAUCCUUAGAUGUUCAGAACUGUUUUUCUGCAGGGCCCACCUAAAUUGUGAAUGCUGUGGGAAGGCAAUUAAUUUCUCUUCACAGAAGAGGCUAUGUUUUGGAAGUGCUAUAUGUUAAUUUGCUUCGAAAAUGAACUAUAAAUGCCAGUAGUGUGUAGACAGAAGGUGCCAAAUGUACACACAUUUUUAAGAAAGAAAAAAAAAAAUAAAA
Molecule: messenger RNA, 2068 nt
Organism: Nycticebus coucang (slow loris)
Lineage: Eukaryota; Metazoa; Chordata; Mammalia; Primates; Lorisidae
Gene: GSDME
Product: gasdermin E
Exons: 10
Coding region: 144-1622 (492 amino acids)
Biological process (GO): programmed cell death
Cellular component (GO): cytoplasm
Source: RefSeq, a predicted model, not a curated record